AUGGAGUCAUCAUGGCCAUUCUCAAGUUACGAUGGAAUUUAUCAAGUGACUCAGCAUAUGGCGAGUACCCAACAAAGUGAAGGAGAUUGCUUGUCAAAUGAUCACUUCUCAUCAUUACCUGAUAGGGUCCACCUUGAUCUCAAACAGAACGACUUCACCGAUUUGAUCAACAUAUGGGAUAAGUGGGGGGCUACCACUCGGGCAAAUUUUGAUAGAAAAUAUGGCCACAUAGCUCGACUCCUCAAGGUCCAAAUGGAUGAACAGUUGUUGAAGGCCAUUGUGCAAUUUUGGGAUCCAUCGUAUAGAUGCUUCGUGUUCAAUAAGGUGGAUAUGGUCCCCACAAUCGAAGAGUACUCGGCUCUCAUACAAAUCGAUCUCGAUAAUCCAGACAAGAUAUAUUGGAGAGGACAGAAGACCGGACACAGGCGAAAGUUAGCCAAAAUGAUGGGUAUUACCCCAGCGGAAGUUGAUCAGAAUCUAAGGAAAAAAAGGGACAAUGAAUGUAUCCCGUGGAGUUUUCUACGUAGCUAUAUCAUGAAGCACCGGGACACCGAGCAAGGACAGCUUGUGAUGGCCUUGGAAAUUUAUGGGCUAGUGAUCUUUCCCAAAGUUUUGGGACAUAUAGAAGUCGGAAUUAUAGACUUCUUCGAGCAAGUCAUCAACAAGGCCAAUCCUUCGCCCUCUAUUCUAGCGAAAACUUUCAGAUCACUGAAUUACUGUCGAAGAAAAGAAAAUAGGACUAAGGAACAAUGGAUCUCUAGACUUCGGGAACUCAUGAGUGUGGAAGUAACAUGGAGAGCCCUGUGGAUGCUGCAUCACCCGGUCUUGUACAAAUGCGGAAAUGAACCUUGGGUACCGUUAAUGGGGCCAUGGGGAGCCAUCAGUUACGCCCCAAUUAUGGUGAGAAGACAAUUUGGGUCAGAGCAGUUUGUGCCGAUGACACACCGACUUAUUACUUUGGAGUUUGCCUUUGGAGAGCCGGAUUUUCUGAAAAAGAUUGAGGAGAUUGCGCAGGCUUGGAAGAAAACUAGCCGAGUUGAUCAAGGGAGGUACACCGACGAAGUGACUACCGGAUAUCAGAUGUGGCAUGACCAAAGAGUUAAGGAUGUGGUAUAUCCGAAAGAAGAUGCACUACGUGGCCCAGUUGAUCCAGAACCAUGA
Theobroma cacao (cacao) is the source of this 1161-nucleotide messenger RNA. The record is from RefSeq and is a predicted model, not a curated record. NCBI's taxonomy places the organism in Eukaryota, Viridiplantae, Streptophyta, Magnoliopsida, Malvales, Malvaceae.